AUGAAUAACAUAUUGAUGAAAAUUGAGGAUGGUGAAAUUACCCAUGUAAUCCCCGUAGACUAUCAGCUGAUGUACUACGGUUCACCAAUAGUGGACUUUAUAUAUUUUAUCUUUGGUGCCACUGACAGGGAAUUCCGUAAAAAUCACUUGGAAUACCUAAAGGAAAUGUACUUUAGUGAAAUGGAGAACUAUCUGAAAUAUUUUGAAAUCGAUAUAGAAUCGGUUUACCCAAGAAAGGAGUUCGAAAAGGACUAUUUCCAGUGUUUAGAUUAUGGACUGUCGUUUGGAUUAUUUUUGAUGCCAUUCAUUUUCACUCUUGAAGACAACGUGCCAGAUUUUGAUAAAGACGAUAUCCUCGACAUCGAAGUCAAAGUAGACCACAGAUAUCUGGACCGGUUGACAGGAAUAAUUGAAGAUAUGAUUGAAUGGGGUAAAUUU
This is a messenger RNA of Iphiclides podalirius (scarce swallowtail), 438 nucleotides long. Lineage: Eukaryota; Metazoa; Arthropoda; Insecta; Lepidoptera; Papilionidae. The record is from the annotation of a GenBank genome assembly.